Sander lucioperca (pikeperch) is the source of this 1993-nucleotide messenger RNA. Its product is annotated as LIM/homeobox protein Lhx1. The transcript is spliced from 5 exons. NCBI's taxonomy places the organism in Eukaryota, Metazoa, Chordata, Actinopteri, Perciformes, Percidae. Gene Ontology annotation, molecular function: DNA-binding transcription factor activity, RNA polymerase II-specific; RNA polymerase II transcription regulatory region sequence-specific DNA binding. Gene Ontology annotation, biological process: neuron differentiation; regulation of transcription by RNA polymerase II. Gene Ontology annotation, cellular component: nucleus. The record is from RefSeq and is a predicted model, not a curated record. Bases 741 to 1964 code for a protein of 407 amino acids.
GCUCCAGGAUCAGCGGACUGAGCGAGAGGAGGAGGAAACUCUUUUUAAAGAAGAAAAUCUUUUGGCUGUGUGAUUUCGUUUCUCGCCGGCUUCUGAACACUGGAUACGCUGCCAUGUCAAAGUGCACUGAAUUAUUUACAGGCGUGCGUGUCUUGUUGUGUGACAGCUCUGCCCUUAAAGCAUUUUAUUAGACGCCUCUUCCAGCACUGACUGGCACGCGACGCUCCUCUCACCGAUGCGUCACUUCCAAGAGCGCCGGGACAACCAAACUGCUCCGGUCUCCUCGCCUGAGCCCAUCCGCAGCUUCCUGCGUUCAAAUCUACAUUUUGGUUGAAUUGUGUGGUUUUUUUUGUUGUUCUGUUUUUGCCCGGAUCCAAUAAAGGACUCAUUCUUUUCUUUUUCUUUUUUUUUUCUUCUCCAUUUGGCUUUUCCACCUGAGAGAGAAAGAGGACGCGGUCGCCAUCCAUUCCUUCCUGACUGUUUUGGGUUUUUUUUUUUUUUGGACGCUGAGUGUUUUUUUACGCAUGCAGGGAGAAAACUGUGGUGACACCUGAUCGACUGGCUUCUCCGCGCACAUUGACCCGGGAGCUCCAGGCGAAUCACGGAGGGAGAGAGAGAGAGAGAGAGAGAGAGAGAGAGAGAGAGAGAAAGAGAAGAUUCUCGGUCAAUGCUCGGCCGGCGCUGCUGAUUUUGUUUGUGUGUGCGCGCGUUUGUGGGGUUGUACAGCCCAGCCAAAAGCCAUGGUCCACUGCGCCGGCUGCGAGAGGCCUAUUCUGGACCGCUUUCUGCUCAACGUGCUGGACAGAGCCUGGCACGUCAAGUGCGUGCAGUGCUGCGAGUGCAAAUGCAAUUUGACAGAGAAAUGUUUUUCUCGAGAGGGGAGACUGUACUGCAAAAAUGAUUUCUUUAGACGAUUCGGCACCAAGUGUGGAGGCUGUUCGCAGGGCAUCUCUCCCAACGACCUGGUCCGCAGGGCCCGCAGCAAAGUCUUCCACCUUAACUGCUUCACGUGCAUGAUGUGCAACAAACAGCUGUCCACCGGGGAGGAGCUCUACAUCAUAGACGAGAACAAAUUCGUUUGCAAAGACGAUUACCUAAACAACGCCAGUGUAAAAGACACCAACCUCCUCUCAGUGACGGCGUGCAGCGACCCCAGUUUAUCCCCGGACUCCCAGGACCCGCUGCAGGACGACGUGGUCCUGAAGGACACGGAGAUCGCCGCCCUGUCAGACAAAGAGACGGUGAACAACGAGAACGACGACCAGAACCUGGGGGGGAAGCGGCGCGGCCCGCGGACCACCAUCAAGGCCAAACAGCUGGAGACUCUGAAGGCGGCGUUCGCUGCCACCCCGAAACCCACCAGACACAUCCGGGAACAGCUGGCCCAGGAGACCGGUCUCAACAUGAGGGUCAUCCAGGUGUGGUUCCAGAACCGGCGGUCCAAAGAGAGGCGCAUGAAGCAGCUGAGCGCGCUGGGCGCCCGGAGGCACGCCUUCUUCCGGAGCCCUAGGCGGAUGAGGACGCUGGUGGACCGGCUGGAGCCCGGGGAGCUCAUCCCCAACGGGCCCUUCUCCUACUAUGGAGAUUAUCAAAGUGAGUACUACGGCCCGGGCCCGAACUAUGACUUCUUCCCCCAGGGCCCCCCAUCGUCGCAGGCUCAGACCCCGGUGGAUCUCCCCUUCGUGCCCUCCUCGGGCCCCACGGGCACUCCCCUCGGAGGCAUGGACCACCCCCUGCCGGGCCACCACCCUUCCAGCGAGGUUCAGCGCUUCUCUGACAUAAUGUCCCACCACCCGGGGGACUCUCCCAGCCCGGAGCCCGGCAUCCCGGGACCCCUGCACAGCAUCUCCUCCGAGGUGUUCGGCCCGAGUCCGCCCUUUACCUCACUGUCGUUGAACGGCAGCGGAUACAGCAACCACCUGUCCCACCCGCCCUCGGAAAUGAACGAGGGCACCGUGUGGUAGCUCUCUGAGAGAGAGAGAGAGAGAGAGAG